AGGGACGAGGCUGUCCAUUCUCACCUCUGCUAGUUUACUUUCUUUAAUAAGGAAAUAAUGCCUCUCUUUAUAAACCGUGACCAGAUAUUUGCACAUCAGGUCCACCUGCUGGAGCACAAACUGAGGAGUAAAGAGGAGCGAAUACUGGAGCUGGAGACAGAGAAUGCUAUUCUUCAUUUAAGACUUGCAGAGUGUCAGGGGAAACUCCGUCGGGACCAUGAUGAGGAAUCCAAGGCCCUUGAUGAUCAUCAGCACCAGAGGAGUGCACAGAAGAUAACACAAUCAGCCCUCGCCAAACUGCUCUCUGAGGUCCAGGCUGUGAAGCAGGACUUGAGCGAACUUUUCGCAGUUUAUCUGAGUUUUUCCACUGAGCUGGAGGAGCAGAGCAAACAGCUGCUGGAAAAAGUAGCGCAAGCCAGCUCUUCUCUAAACGGCCACCAUGGAGACGAGAUCCAGAACUUACAAGCUGGUGUUGCAGCUCUGGAGCGCUCUCUGGAGGAGGAGAGGGAGAGGUGCAGGGCCGAGAGGCAGAGGAGGAAAGAGCUCCAUAACGCACUGGUGGAGCUAAGGGGGAACAUCAGGGUUCACUGCAGAGUGCGACCAGUUCUACCCUUCGACCACGUCCAGCCCUCCACCUCUGGGUCAAAGCCUGCAUCAUCAGAAGAAGUGGUGUCUGUGAUCAGUGAUGACACGGUGACGGUGAAUUGCAUAAGAUCGGGGAUGCCAGUGCAAAACAAGAUGUUUGAGUUUGAGAGAGUGCAUGGACCAGAGGAUUCACAGGAUGCAGUGUUUGAGGAGGUCAAGCCGCUCCUCACGUCUCUGCUGGAUGGCUAUAAUGUGUGUAUCAUGGCGUACGGGCAGACAGGCAGCGGGAAGACUUACACCAUGAUGGGAUCCCAGCAGCUGGAGGAGCACUCAGGGACGCAGCAGGAGACACAGCAGGGUGUUAUUCCCAAGGCUGCAGCUGAGCUCUUUCGGCUGAUCUCUGAGAAGCCUGCAGAGAGCCACACAGUGGAGGUGUCAGUGAUGGAGGUGUACAACAAUGAGGUGCUCGACCUUCUGGCCAGAGACACGCAGGGCAAUGCCGCCGACCAGCGGCGGGACGUCAUCACUACCUCCUCUGGUACCAGCCAGGUCAUCUCCCUCACACAGGAGCCUGUGAGUAACGCCUCUGAGGUGAUGCAGAUCAUCAACAGUGUUCUGAAGCUCAGGGCUCACAGUCCCACCCUCAUCCACGCUGACUCCUCACGCUCUCACCUCAUUGUCACCCUCACCAUUUCCUCCAAGAGCCCCAACGCGCUGGCUCUGGCUCGCAGGCUACAGAGUGCCAAGAAGGACAUGCAGCGCUCCACUCAGAAGGAGUGGUGGAGCCCACGCUGUCGCCGUGCCAACCCCACUGCCCGCCAAUCAUCUGAUGAUCGUCUCUUCGCGAGCACAGCCUCCUCUCCCUGCUCCCCUUCCCAUUCUCCAUGUCCUUCCCCGAGGCCGAGCCUCUCACAAGCUCCGUUCAGGACCAAGCUGCAGCUGGUGGACUUGGCGGGGAGCGAGUGUGUCGGUAUGUCUGGAGUUUCGGGUGCAGCUCUGUGGGAGGUGUCCUGCAUAAACCGCAGUCUCUCUGCUCUGUCUGAUGUCCUGGGAGCUCUGGCUGAGCAGAGACCACACGUCCCCUAUAGGAACAGCAAACUCACUCAUCUGCUACAGGAUGCCAUAGGUGGCGAUGCCAAGCUGCUGGUGAUGCUGUGUGUCUCUCCCACGCAGCGCUUCAUCACAGAGUCUCUGCAGUCUCUGGGCUUCGGCACGCGGGCCCGUCAGGUCCAGAGGGAGCUUCCGCGAAGGAAGAAUAACACCCCCAAAGUUAAAUGACAAGACAGAGAAAGAGAUUUCAUCCUUUUCUAGAUGCCGUGGCAACAUGUGUUCUAUCAGUCAUGAAAACAGAGCAGAUUUGAGGGUGUAAGAUCCAUACUUGCAAAUUUGUUAUUUUUAUUUGAUAGAGUCUGUGGGCACUACUUAGUUUUAGAAGGUACUUUACAUGGAAAUAGAUUGAUUUGGUUAGAAUUGCUUAUAUAUGGUUUUUUUGUGUGUGUGUGGAAUAGAUAGCUGUCUAAAGCUGCAAAUACUUGUUCAAUCUCAAUUCCAAAAAAGUUGGGGCACUGGGUAAAAUGUAAAUAAAAACAGGAAGCAAUGAUGUGCAAAUGCUUUUUGACAUAUUCAAUUUAAUACAGUGCAAAGACAAGAUAUUUAAUGUUCAAACUGAUAAACUUUUUUUUGUGUUAAUAUGCACUCAGUCUGACUUUGAUGCCUGCAACACAUUCCAAAAACGUUGGGACAGGGGCCUGUUUACCACUGUGUUACAUCAUCUUUCCUUUUUAACAACACUCAGCAAGUGUUUAGGAGCUGAGGACACUACUGACGCUUCGAAAGUGAAAUUCUUUCCCAUUACUGCUCGAUAUACGACCUCAGAUGUUCAACACUCCCGGGUGUCUGUUGUUGUAUUUUACACUUCAUAAUGCGCCACACAUGUUCAAUAGGAGACUGGACUGGCCAGUCCAGUAACCGCACUCUGUUACUGUGAGGCCACGCUGUUGUUACGUACAGAAAGUGGUUUGGCAUUGCAUUGCUGGAACAAUCGGGGACAUCUCUGAGAAAGACGUCAUCUGGAUGGCAGCAUAUGUUGCUCCUAAACCUCUAUUUACCAUUCAGCAUUCAUGGUGCCUUCACAGAUGUGCAACUUAGCUACCCAUGAUGCCACAGGCACUUACUCACUCCCAUACCAUCACAGAUGCUGGCUUUGAACUUAGUGCUGGUAACAAUCUGGAUGUUCCUUUUCCUCUUUAACCAAGAGGACAUGCCGUCUAUGAUUUCCGAAAACAGUUGUGGACAUAUGGACUCAUCAGACCACAGCACAUAUUUUCACUUUGUGUCAGUUCAUCUCAGAUGAGCUCAGGCCCAAAGAAGUUGUUGAUAUAUGAGUUUCACUUUGCAUGGUAGAGUCUGAACUUGCAGUUGUAGAUGCAACAACAAACUGUGUUUACAGACAGUUAUUUUCCAUUUUUUUGGAACACAUUGCAGGCAUCAAAUUCAGUCGUGCGUAGUGUAUAUUUACAGAAAAACAAUUAAGGUAAUCAUUUUGAACAUUAUUGUCUUGUCUUUGUACUGUAUUCAGCUGAAUAUAGGUUGAAAAAUAUUUGCAAAUUUUACAUAGAGUCCCAGCUUUUUUGGAAUUGGGGUUGUUUGAUGCUAUAAUCUAAAGCCCAGUUCAGACCAAAGAUUUGUGACGAGAUGAGUUAAAACUUGCGGUGAGUUAAAAAUGCGCCCUUCUGCAAUGUUGUAAAAGCCUGCCGGUUCACACCAGUGCAACUAGACAAGAUGGUGUAUCAUCUCUAUGCAACAACUCUCCGUACUUCUGUUUUCAGCUUUUCAGGCUUAUUUUGUGGCUGAAUAUGAUUUGUAACUUCUUGAAAUAUGAAUGAGGAUAGUGAUAGUCAGAUACUGGCUACAGCUGCAUUUGUAGUAGUGAUGAAACGGCGAAAAACAGAAACAAACGGAGCAUCAGACGGACUGUAUUCAUAAUCAAUAUGUUACAAUGAUUGACAUAACCAGUGGAAAUUAAUCAGACAAUGAGAAUGUGUGCAAGCGAGCAGCAGCUGCAACCUACUGCCUGACACUGGCACACCAUGAGGAUGGAAACAGAGGGCUCGGACCAGCUGACUUAACUACAAGCUGAUUGGCUGUAGAAACAGGUGACGUGCUUUACGUUCUACAACCAGUCGCCUAAAACGGUUUCGUCUCGUCUUGAAUCUUUGGUCUGAACUGGGCUUUAAACACAUUAUUAAUGUGUGAAAAACCCCAAUUACAUGGUGAUUAUGAAUGAGAAUGACAUUACUGAUGGUUGCGUAAUGGUAAAUCAAUUUAGUAUAAAAUAUUUUUUUAUAUCCACCUCCAUUAAGCAUUAGAUCAUGCCAAAAGUUACUAGUCCUGUAUCUGCAAAGGCUUCCUGACUGAAGUAGUCUUGCUGCUCAUGCCUUCUUUCUUUUAGUGUUCAGGUGCAGUCAUGUUUAUGCAGUGUUUAUACAUGUUUUGAUGUACUCUGUAAGCAUCACCUGUCUUUGGUUACACAUUACAAACCUUUG
This is a messenger RNA of Epinephelus fuscoguttatus (brown-marbled grouper), 4130 nucleotides long. It is a transcript of the gene kif25, whose product is annotated as kinesin family member 25. The transcript is spliced from 15 exons. Gene Ontology annotation, biological process: microtubule-based movement. Gene Ontology annotation, molecular function: microtubule motor activity; ATP binding; microtubule binding. The record is from RefSeq and is a predicted model, not a curated record. Bases 58 to 1863 code for a protein of 601 amino acids. Lineage: Eukaryota; Metazoa; Chordata; Actinopteri; Perciformes; Serranidae.